This is a messenger RNA of Paramisgurnus dabryanus, 1920 nucleotides long. The record is from RefSeq and is a predicted model, not a curated record. Lineage: Eukaryota; Metazoa; Chordata; Actinopteri; Cypriniformes; Cobitidae.
CCGCGUUUGGUCAUAAACACGCGACUUGUGUUUCUAACAUGACGGAUAAGGGAGUGAAGCACGCGCUGGAGCUGGUCCAGGCAGAGGGUGCUGAUGAGGGUUGUGUGACAUUUGUUCUCCAUGAAGAGGAUCACACACUGGGCAACUCACUUCGUUAUAUGAUCAUGAAAAGCCAGGAUGUGGAGUUCUGUGGAUACAGCAUCACACACCCAUCAGAAAGCAAAAUUAACUUCCGGAUACAGACGCGAGGAGGACUUCCUGCAUCUGAACCUCUGCGCUGUGGCUUGAACAACCUUACUGAAGUUUGUAAACAUGUCCUGUACACAUUUGAGGCACGGAUGAACACUUUUAAGAAUGGAGAAGAAUCGAUGGAGUAAAGCCGACAUCAACACUCGAUACACUACUCUGAUGAUCUCAACUGGACUAGAAUUAACAAGGAUAUUAACUUUAUAUUGAUGGAGUACUUAUAAGUCUUUGUUGUAGAACAACAAUCCAGCCCUGUUUCCCACAGUUAUUCUUGUUUUUGUAGAAAAAUAUCUUUUGGUACAGUAUAAUCAUCUCUGCAAGUGAUCCAUCACCCUUAGGCAUUUUUUUUAAUAAAGUUUAAACAUGCAGAAUAUGCUAAACCACAAAACGAAUUUAAGUGAUUGUUAUAUCCGGUUCUCUUUCAUUUGCAAAUUGAAUUUAUAUUGAGACUAAUCUGAAUAGUAAAAUAUUCAUUAUACAUUCAUGCUGCCUUCUCAACAUUUGAAGAGUUUCGUUGCAAAAGGAGAUAAUUCAGUUUUUUUUAAUUCUUCAGAAAUCUCGUUUUUUGGUUGUGCAUUCCAAUUAGCAUCAAUUCAACUGCAGUUGGUUUGUUUUGUUUAAAACUUCAUAACUUAAAAAAUACAGCUAAGUAGCACCAUAAAACAAAAUAAUAACAUAAUAACAUAAAAAUAAACAUGUUUGACAAAAAUGUAAAAAAAAUGGAUUUAUCUCGUUUUGCAACAAAACUCUUCAUUUGUAAGAAAUGUACUUAUCAGGUGAAUUUGAAAGUGAAGUGAAAUGGAAUUAUUUGUAGGUAGGAGUAGGGCUGGACAAUAAUUCAAUAUCGAUAUGUUGUGGUAUAUAUUUUUUCAAUAACGGUGAUAUGGCCUCUAAACACAUUUCCGAUAUUCCGAUAUAAAUUAUAGCGUCCUGUGCCACGUCUAAAAACACGUGUUAAACGCCAGUCAAUGCGCUUUUUCCUUUAGAGCGCGUGGCGUCUUUCGCAGCUAAGCAAAAACGUAAUGCCUAAUCAAUUUAAAUCGCUCAUCUGUGCCUCGCGUCAAAUCAUAUUAUUGUUAUUAUGCGAUCAAUGAAUCUAGUGUUUGCUCAGAGAAGAGCUGUCACCCAGAAUACGAGAAGGAGGUGGGGGGUUAGUUCACGUCAAGUCACAACUUCCAAUGGUGACACCGUAUAGGGCAGUGUUCUUCACUCCCAAUCCUGGAGAGCCGGUGCCCUGCAGAGUUUAGCUCCAACCUUAAUCAAACACACCAGCAAGCUAAUCAAUGUCUUCAUGAUCACUAGAAAAUCACAGGUAGGUGUGUUUGAUUAAGGUUGGAGCUAAACUCUGCAGGGCACUGGCUCUCUAGGAUUGGGAGUGAAGAACACUGAUAUAGGGAGCAGGGCCGGCCCUGGCCAAUUUGCUGCCCUAGGCAAGAUUUCACCUGGUGCCCUUUAGAAUCACAAUUGUGUUCCAAUCAUUUUACUCAUAAACUUAUACAGAAACACAAACUGCACAGCUUUGUCUUGUUUUUCUUUAUUUUGAAAAUAUUUUGGAAACAAACACACACGCACGCACGCACGCACGCAUAUUGUGGCUAUACUGCACUGAAGCGGCAGUUUAAAAUACAAACCCAGAAUUUAGGGAACGUCAAGAACAAGAAAGCGGAAACAACA